UAUUAACGAUUAAUCGGUUAGCCAGUUAGUGUCUUUUCGGAUAGCUUAAUUUUACUUCAGUUAACAUCUAACUGUUAUUGCGAUAACAUCAGUGACUCUAAUAAAUAGUUUACAGUGGUUAACCUUGACGCAGUAAAAAUAAUCAAGUUGUUUAGACCAUUUCAACUCGUCGAAGUUUGUUAAUAAGUACGCCAUUUAUAAAGCAUUUUUUUUUUUCAGAAAAUGGAACGUCAGACGUUUCUGGUAUUGGCAUCAAUAUUAGCGUGCUCCGCAGGCUACCCUGUAAAACCGUAUCAUAAACACUCAUUCGAGCUCGUAUGUAGGGCGGAUUGGGGCGCCAAUCCUUCGGGCCCUGUCACCAUGCUGGAGGAGCCCGCCUCCUACGUGGUCAUCCACCACACCUAUCAGCCCGGAGUGUGCAAAACCCGGGACAGCUGCGUCAACGCCAUGCAGGACAUGCAACAGUUCCACCAGAACGGCAACGGAUGGUCCGACAUCGGUUACAACUUCGCGAUAGGCGGAGAAGGGCGUGUGUACGAAGGUCGCGGCUGGGACGUGGUGGGCGCUCACGCGGUUGGCUACAACUCCAGAAGCGUUGGCAUCGCAAUCAUCGGUGAUUGGAGAAGUGAAACCCCGUCAAAAGCUUCAUUGAAAGCCGUUAGGGCUUUGAUCGAAACCGGAGUGAAACUUGGCUACAUCGAGCCCACAUACACCCUGAUGGGGCAUAGACAAGCAUCUUCCACCGAAUGUCCAGGAGAUGCACUCUUCAACGAAAUCUCUACCUGGCCACGAUUUAGAAAGGCAUAGAGAUUGACUUCGACAAAUUUUUCAACAAAACAAACAACAGGCUGUGAUAACAAGUGCAAUAUUAUUCUUAAGAUAACAGUUAGAUAAAGGAUUAAUUGUGUUGGACCGUACCGCAUCCCGUAUUUUUCUGUUUUUAUUUAUUCUGGCCUGGAUACUACUUUCUUAAACCAUACAUACCAAUACUGUAGCAUUGAUAUUUCCCCAAAAAAACUAACCAAGUCUAUAAAUGAUCCCUGAAAUUCUCUUAACUUAAAAUUUUAGGGUAAGUUGAGUUUUCCCAGGGUCUAUUGAUACCCCUAAAAUCUCUUCCCACUUAUUUUUCCCCUAAAUCUGGGGAAAAUCACUA
Messenger RNA from Chilo suppressalis (striped riceborer), 1153 nucleotides. Lineage: Eukaryota; Metazoa; Arthropoda; Insecta; Lepidoptera; Crambidae. The record is from the annotation of a GenBank genome assembly.